AUGGCCGUGGACUUCCUCCCAGAGAACGUCAAGUUGCCCGUCGGGCAGCGUGUUUACUCGGAGAAGAAAAUGGAGCACGAGGGCAUGAAGCCCCACCGCCGGCUUGUGGCCAUGUCGACGCUCUUCGUGUACACUGCCUGGCCCUACAUCCUCAUGUUUCUCCUCAUCUUCUCAUGGUGGCGACCGGUUCUAAUCUUGAACCUGGCGCUGUAUUCAACGGUCCUCUUUCCCACCAAGGUCUUUUGGCCUGAAUUUCUGAACAUGAGCAUGUUCAACACGUGGCGGGAGUAUUUCAGCUUCUCCUACAAAUUUGAGGAGGAGCUGGAUGCAGGGAGCAGGUACAUUAUUGCCGAAUUCCCCCAUGGUACAUAUCCAGUAGGCCCCCUCCUGGCUGGAACGCUGAUACCCAGGAUGUUCCCUGGCCGCUGCGUGUUGAGUGUGGGGGCAUCGGUCCUGUUCAGAAUUCCACUCUACAAACAGAUGUUUUCAUGGAUGGGCUGCCAGCCAGCUGACCGCAAAACUUUCCAAAGCCUGCUGGAGAAAGCGGAUGUGGCUGCUGUCGUUGGAGGUGUGGGUGAGAUGUUUAUGCAAUAUGAAGAGAAGGAACAGGUCCUCCUUGGAUCCCGGAAGGGCUUCAUCAAGAUGGCCCUGGCCAAUGGGGCAGACCUGCUGCCCGUCUACCACUUUGGCAACAGCCGAGUAUUGAGCAUUGGGCCACGAUCACUAAUGAACUUUUGUAGAAGACUUCGCAUCAGUGUGGGCAUCCUUGUCGGCAGGUGGGGCCUCCCUCUGCCAAGAGAAGUCCCGAUCUACAUGGUUGUGGGUCGGCCAGUGAAAGUGGAAAAGGUUGGGUGGGAUAGCCCAAACUUUCAGGAGAAAGUGAAUGAGCUUCACGAGAAGUUCAAAAAGGAGCUGCAGCGAUUGUAUGAGGACAACAAAGCCGACUUUGGCUGGGCGAAGAGGCCCCUGGUGAUUGCAUGA
This is a messenger RNA of Ostreobium quekettii, 981 nucleotides long. Lineage: Eukaryota; Viridiplantae; Chlorophyta; Ulvophyceae; Bryopsidales; Ostreobiaceae. The record is from the annotation of a GenBank genome assembly.